GAAGGGGCGUGUGAGCCAGCGCGCGCACACGCAGUUGCGUGCCGGCGACCGUUCAGACCGGAAGUGGUUGCGCCUGAGGUCACUUCCGGCGGGUGACGGUGCGGACGGGUCAGGAGCGUAGAGGCGGCGGCAAAAUGGCGGCGCCUGAGGAACGGGAUCUAACCCAGGAGCAGACAGAGAAGCUGCUGCAGUUUCAGGAUCUGACUGGCAUAGAGUCUAUGGAUCAAUGUCGCCAUACUUUGGAACAGCAUAACUGGAACAUAGAGGCUGCUGUACAAGACAGGCUGAAUGAGCAAGAGGGUGUACCGAGUGUUUUCAACCCACCUCCAUCCCGACCCCUACAGGUUAAUACUGCUGACCACAGGAUCUACAGCUAUGUUGUCUCAAGACCACAACCAAGGGGGCUGCUUGGAUGGGGUUAUUACUUGAUAAUGCUUCCAUUCCGGUUUACCUAUUAUACAAUACUUGAUAUAUUUAGGUUUGCUCUUCGUUUUAUACGGCCUGACCCUCGCAGCCGGGUCACUGACCCCGUUGGGGACAUUGUUUCAUUUAUGCACUCUUUUGAAGAGAAAUAUGGGAGGGCACACCCUGUCUUCUACCAGGGAACGUACAGCCAGGCACUUAAUGAUGCCAAGCGGGAGCUUCGCUUUCUUUUGGUUUAUCUUCAUGGAGAUGACCACCAGGACUCUGAUGAGUUCUGUCGCAAUACUCUCUGUGCACCUGAAGUUAUUUCACUAAUAAAUACGAGAAUGCUGUUCUGGGCAUGUUCUACAAACAAGCCUGAGGGAUACAGGGUCUCACAGGCUUUACGAGAGAAUACCUAUCCAUUCCUGGCCAUGAUUAUGUUGAAGGAUCGGAGAAUGACUGUGGUGGGACGGUUAGAGGGCCUUAUUCAACCCGAUGACCUCAUUAACCAGCUAACAUUUAUUAUGGAUGCAAACCAGACAUACCUGGUGUCAGAACGCUUAGAAAGGGAAGAAAGGAACCAGACCCAGGUGCUGAGACAACAGCAGGAUGAGGCCUAUUUGGCCUCUCUCAGGGCUGACCAGGAGAAAGAAAGGAAGAAAAGGGAGGAACGGGAGCGGAAGCGGCGGAAGGAGGAGGAGGUGCAACAGCAGAAGCUGGCAGAAGAGAGAAGGCGACAGAACUUACAGGAGGAAAAGGAAAGGAAGUUGGAGUGCCUGCCUCCUGAGCCUUCCCCAGAUGACCCUGAAAGUGUCAAGAUAAUUUUCAAAUUACCCAAUGAUUCUCGAGUAGAGAGACGAUUCCACUUUUCACAGUCUCUAACAGUAAUCCACGACUUCUUAUUCUCCUUGAAGGAAAGCCCCGAAAAGUUUCAGAUUGAAGCCAAUUUUCCCAGGCGGGUACUGCCCUGUGUUCCUUCAGAGGAAUGGCCCACCCCUCCUACACUGCAGGAGGCGGGACUCAGCCAUACAGAAGUUCUCUUUGUUCAGGACCUAACAGACGAAUGACACUUUUUCUUCCUCUCCCCCUCCUACCCUAAUCCCUAAAAGAAAUGGAGAAAAAAAAAGAGAAAUUCAUAUUAUUAUUAUUAUAAUACAAUAUUUUUUUUAAAAGACUGCUGCAUCCUAAGGAAGGAUCAGAAACCAUGCUGCCUGCAAGAGUCACAACCUGUGUGUGUGCACGAGGUUAGCAGUGAACGUACCCACUUGGCAAACUCACCCUUCCCUAUGGCCUCCGUACCAUGCAUCUUCCAAGUGAAUGGAGACUCUUCACCUCCAACCCGUCCAUUGUCCCAACUGGGGAAGGGGACAUUCCCACUAGUUUCCAUUCAUUCUUGCUUUUAUGGAAAAUAAAAGUGAAAAACCUCUAUCAACCAGCUACAGCAGCAUCUCCUGAGGACUUGCUUCUUCCACCUCUGGAGAAGAGAGGGAAGAGAAAGCACAGAACAGAGAUGUUCCUUGAACUGCCACAGUUUAUGUAUAACUUUGUUUCUCUUGCUUUGUAAUGACCAAAGGAUUGAGGCUGACAUAGGUGUAUUUCUUUUCCUUAACAUUGUUUGAUAAAGAACCAAUUCUUAAACAUGAGUUUAUGCCCUGGGCUCCUUUAGCCCAUAAUAGUGUAAUAAAGGUGCCCCGGGCUGGUUUGUGCUUA
Marmota monax (woodchuck) is the source of this 2115-nucleotide messenger RNA. RefSeq names its product Fas associated factor family member 2 (gene Faf2). The coding region runs from base 135 to 1472 and encodes 445 amino acids. Lineage: Eukaryota; Metazoa; Chordata; Mammalia; Rodentia; Sciuridae. The transcript has 11 exons. The record is from RefSeq and is a predicted model, not a curated record. Gene Ontology annotation, molecular function: ubiquitin binding. Gene Ontology annotation, cellular component: endoplasmic reticulum.